AUGUGGCAAGUACUUAUUGAUUUCUUGGGGGGACCCCAGGACCAGAAACGUGCCAUAUUGGACCUUGACCGUGCUAAAAUUACCUUUGCCAACUUAUUGAAGUUCAAAGUUAAGACGGGUUAUUCUGCGAGGGACUUCAUGUACUAUAUGAAGAGAUGUGGCAACGAUACAGCUUUGCUACAGCGUAUAGAUUACGAAGAAGAUGCAUUAGCAAUGAUAGAAGAUUGUAUACAAGAGAAAAAAAUUAGGAUAGCAGUUUCAGACACUCAGCUAGAUCAGGAAGGAGAAUAUGUAAUCACACCGAUUAAGCAACAUAGUAGACAUGAGAAAGUUAGUGGACAAGGAAUUCAGGAUGAAGACAUUGAUGCGUACAAGGUGUGGCUCAAUAAGCUGCCACGGGAUGAAAACAACCCAGAUGCAUAUUUAGAUGAUGAAACCAUUGAAGAAGAUGGAAGUGGUGACAAUAGCGCAGCACCAAUGCAGUUUCUAGCUCAUGCUCGUAGGCCAAAGGCCUCUCAGAAAGCCCCUCAGCCUGCAGAAACAGCCACUCAUCCUUCAGAAUUCGCAACCAAUGCUACUGGUAUUGAAAAUAUGGUUAGUGGAAAUGAAGGUGCAGAUUUAGCGCAGGCUGCUGUUAGUGCAAAUGAAGUUGCAAAUUUAGAAAAGGCUGAUACAGAAUCUGCGCUGGGCAUACAUAAUGCACCUUCUAAUGGGCCUGCUGUUGUUCCCACUCCUAGCCAAGGACUAGAACAAGUGCAAAAGACUGUAGAAGACAGUGAAUUAGUGAGCAAUAAGAUGAGUAUCCAACCUAGUCGCCUCACUCGCAACAAUGCCAACAGAUCACUUUUCCCAAAUGACAAAGGCAGUAAUGAGUCUUUGAAGUUUAUUACUUCACAUACACUGAGGAAUAAUGCUGCAAGUAAAAAGCGAGUUUUGGGAAAUAAAUGA
Miscanthus lutarioriparius is the source of this 948-nucleotide messenger RNA. Lineage: Eukaryota; Viridiplantae; Streptophyta; Magnoliopsida; Poales; Poaceae. The record is from the annotation of a GenBank genome assembly.